Molecule: messenger RNA, 1707 nt
Organism: Penicillium brevicompactum
Lineage: Eukaryota; Fungi; Ascomycota; Eurotiomycetes; Eurotiales; Aspergillaceae
Product: putative lysophospholipase
Exons: 3
Coding region: 1-1707 (568 amino acids)
Molecular function (GO): asparaginase activity; protein binding
Source: RefSeq, a predicted model, not a curated record
AUGCUCUCUGCCAGCCUCAACCCUACGGCGAGCAACAUGAUUCCUCCCACCAUCCCCAAGGGAGGGGAGGGGAAGCCCGAAGAGGUUAUCCUGGAAUCUCGCGUCUUGAUCAUCAUGACAGGCGGCACAAUCUGCAUGCAGCCAUCGCCAUCAGGUUUCAUUCCUGCCCGUGGGUUCCAGGAAAAGUGUAUGGCGCGGGUGCCUACCUUUAACGAUGCAUCUACGCCUACCCCGAUGGAGGUGGUGGUGAACGCGGCUGGUGAAAUGACAGAGCACCCCAGUCUGCGCACACCCAUGACAGCUUACGGCCGCCGGGUGCGGUACACUGUCUAUGAGUUCGAGGAGCUACUCGACAGCAGUUCUAUCGAUGCAAAGGGUUGGGCACAGAUUGCCGAGACCGUAGAGCGCAACUACACGCUGUUCGACGGCUUCGUCAUCCUUCACGGAACGGACAGUCUGGCGUACACCUGUUCGGCACUGAGCUUCAUGCUGCAGAACCUGGGUAAGCCGGUUGUUCUGACUGGUUCCCAGGCGCCUAUGCUGGAGCUGCAAAAUGACGCCACGGAUAACCUGCUCGGCUCACUGGUUGUCGCGGGUCACUUCAUGAUUCCCGAGGUGUGUCUGUAUUUCAACAACAGACUCUUCAGAGGAAACCGCACUACCAAGGUUGCGGCGAGCGACUUUGCCGCGUUCGAUGCUCCCAACUGUCCUCCCUUGGCGGUCACUACUUCGAUGCGCACCAAUGUGAAUUGGGAUAUGGUGCAUCGCCCCACCAGUUUGGAGCACUUCAGUAUUCAGACCAAUUUGGAUACCACCCACGUCGCUUGUCUGCGCAUCUUCCCCGGUAUCAAGCCGGAGAUGGUGGACGCUGUGCUGAAGUUGGACGGUUUGCGCGGUUUGAUUUUGGAGACCUUUGGUGCAGGCAAUGCCCCAUCCGGUCAGGAUAAUGCCAUGAUCAACGUUUUGGCGAGUGCCAUCAACCGCGGCAUUGUCAUUGUUAACAUCACACAAUGCCUCACUGGCAGCGUGAGCCCGGUCUAUGCCACCGGCAUGAGUCUGUCCCGAGCCGGCGUGGUCGCCGGCCUCGACAUGACAACCGAAGGCGCAUUGACAAAGCUUGCAUACCUACUUGCCCUCCCGGAGUCUACCCCAGAGUCCAUCGCCAAGCGCAUGUCAGUCUCCAUCCGCGGCGAGCUCACCGAGUCCUCCCUACCCAUCUUCCGCCACCCGGACGGUGCGCUGCCCGAGCGCAUCCAGACCCUCACCUCAAUGAGCUAUGCGAUUGCCCACGGCGAUCUCGAAAAGGUCCAAGCGAUCACCAAAACCGAACACCACUGGCUCCUGAACGACGCCGAUUACUCCGGCAACACCCCUAUUCACCUGGCGGCGACAUCCCCCUCAAUCCAAAUUCUUCACUUCCUCCUCUCGCAGGGCGGCUCCGUGCACCUCCGCAACCGUGCCGGGCGCACCCCGCUCUUCCUCGCCGCCAACGCGGGCCUCUCGGAACACACGCUGCUCCUCCGGAAGUCCGGUGCUCACCUGCACUCUGACGAGCGACCGGCUGCGGAGCUGCUAGCGCGUCACCGGCCCUUUGUUUGGGGUAUGGCGGGGGUUGGGCCGAAAGAGAUAAGCCAGCGUGAGAUGGAUGAGGAGUGGGAAUGGGAUGCUAGACGGAAUCGGAUGACGGCAGGGUCAGCGCCUUCCUAA